UAACCAAUCCUCAUUAUAAAUUACCAAGGAAGGACAGAAUACAUUCUCAAUACACACAAAACAAUAGCACAAUUCAAAAAAUGGAGAACCAAAAAAUCUCUCUCUCUCUCCUCCCUCUCCCAUCUUGCUGUUGACACAUAUAAAUCCUUCGACCAGACCAAAAGGAGAGAAUUGUGAUUUUGAAUUUGUUAUUUAAACUCUUAGAGGAGAGAGAGAUAUAGAAAUCAAAAUCAUAAAAUCAAAAAAAAAAAACCAAAAAAAAAAAAAAAGAAAUAACAGAAACCCCAAAAAACAUGGAGAAUAAGCAAAUUCAUCUUCAUCAUCUUCUUCUUCAUCACCAUUUUGGUUCUUCGAAAAAUACCUUAAAAUCAAUCUCUCUCUUCUCUUUGGUCUUAUGCCUAUUCAUCACCACCGCCGCCACCAAAUCAUCGGCUUUUAAUCUCUCAACCUUAACAUUUGAACAAGGCUAUGUCCCUCUCUUCAGUGACUUCAACAUCCAACGGUCGCCGGACGACAAGACCGUCACCCUCCUCCUCAACCGCUUAUCAGGUUCCGGGAUUAUAUCUGCUGAUUAUUACAAUUAUGGUUUCUUCAGCGCCAGAAUUAAGUUGCCGGCGGAUUAUACAGCCGGGAUUGUUGUUGCUUUUUACACAUCAAAUGUGGAUACAUUUGAGAAGAACCAUGAUGAACUAGACAUUGAGUUCUUGGGCAAUUCAAAUGGCAAACCAUGGAGAUUCCAGACCAACUGUUACGGAAACGGAAGUGUAUCUCGUGGAAGAGAAGAGAGGUACAGAUUCUGGUUUGAUCCCAGUAAGGAUGCUCAUCAGUACAGCAUUUAUUGGUCCCCUAAAAACAUCAUAUUCUACGUCGAUGAAAUACCGAUACGGGAAAUUGUCCGGCACCCGGCAAUGGGAGGAGAUUAUCCAUCAAAGCCAAUGUCAUUAUACGCCACAAUUUGGGAUGCAUCUUCAUGGGCUACAAAUGGCGGAAGAGAGAAAGUUGACUACAAGUACGAACCAUUUUCUUCCGAAUUCAGAGACCUUGUGUUAGAAGGUUGCAUCGUUGAUCCGCUGGAGCAAAUCUCCUCCACGAAUUGCACCGACAGGGUCGCAAGGUUAAUGGCUCAGCGGUUCGCCGAGAUCAGCCCCGAAGGACGGAAAUCCAUGAAAUGGUUCCGGGAGAAAUACAUGUAUUAUUCGUAUUGUUACGAUAAUUUGAGGUACAGUGUUCCUCCACCGGAAUGUGUCAUCGUCCCGUCGGAAAAGGAGAGGUUUAGAGACACUGGAAGACUCCGGGAGAAAAUGAGAUUUGGGGGCAGUCAUAACAGGCGGCACAACCGCGGCCGUGGCCGGAGUUCGAGACGGAGGAGCCGGCGUUCCGGUUCAGGAAAAGAGGCUGUUGCUGCUGCUGCUGCUAUGUGAUUAAUUUGUCUAGUGUAGUACGUACGCUAUAUUAUUAUCAUCUUAGAGUUACUACCACUAUUGUAUUGAUUUUGUGUCUUUUGAUUAAUUAUUGCUCAUCAUUUGAUCAUAUAUACAUGUAAAAGUUAUUGUGUUUGUAUAAACUCAAUAUAUACAUGAUUAUGAAGGGAUGGAUUUUGAUUUUGUACAUAUAGCUUUGUUGAUUCGUGCAGAAUUAUUAUUAAAGUACGGCAUCAGUAGGUGGUCUUUUGCCAAUGUUACUAAAAUGGAU
Oldenlandia corymbosa var. corymbosa is the source of this 1692-nucleotide messenger RNA. The record is from the annotation of a GenBank genome assembly. NCBI's taxonomy places the organism in Eukaryota, Viridiplantae, Streptophyta, Magnoliopsida, Gentianales, Rubiaceae.